UGAGAGGCGUCAUUGUUCCAGGACGUCCAGACCUGUUCAGACUCCCUCCAUCCUCUGGUUUUCCUUCCUCUGGUUUUCCUUCCUGUGUUUCCUGCAGCCAUGAGUCUGAGUCGGACCAAGAGGAUCAGCUCCAGCAGCUCCGUCCGCUGCAGCAGCGGCUCCCGGCGGUUCAGUGGCUUCGCUCCGGCUUCGGGGCCGUUCAGCGGUGUGUCGCUCAGCACCAGCUCCCUGUUCGCCGGUGCCAGCGGGCCCCAUGGCGGGCUGGGGGCCUCGCUCACCUCGCUGUCGGUCAACAAGAGCCUGCUGGCCCCACUGAACCUGGAGAUCGACCCCAACCUGUCCAUGAGCCGAGCGCACGAGAAGGAGCAGAUCAAGAGCCUCAACAACCGCUUCGCUAGCUUCAUCGACAAGGUGCGUUUUCUGGAGCAGCAGAACAAGAUGCUGGAGACGAAGCUGGAGUUGCUGCAGUCUCAGAGCGUGAGUCGCUCCAACGUGGAGCCGCUGUUCGAGGCCUACAUGGCGGUGCUGCGGCGGCAGAACGACCUGGUGAACAACGACAAAACCAAACUGGACGGGGAGCUGAGGAACAUGCAGGGCCUGGUGGAGGACUUCAAGCACAAAUACGAGGAGGAGAUCAACAAGCGAAACAACCUGGAGAACGACUUUGUCAUCCUUAAGAAGGAUGUAGACUCGGCCUACCUGGUCAAAGCAGAUCUGGAGGAUAAGGUUGGCGCUCUGACCGAUGAAAUUAACUUCCUGCGCAGCGUCUACGAGGAGGAGCUGCGUGAGCUGCAGGCCAGCAUCAGAGACACGUCGGUGGUGGUGCAGAUGGACAACAGCCGCAGCCUGAACAUGGAGCAGAUCGUCGUGGAAGUCAAAGCCCAGUAUGAGGAAAUCGCCGCCCGCAGCAGAGAGGAAGCCGAGGCCUGGUACAAGAGCAAGUUUGACCAGAUGUCCGUCCAAGCCAGUCAGUUUGGAGACGAGCUUCGCAUCGUGAAGGGAGAGGUCGCCGAGGUCAUCCGGCUGAUCAGCCGUCUGCAGAGCGAGAUCGAAGCUGUGAAAGCCCAGCGAGCCGGAUUGGAAAACCAGCUGGCUGAAGCAGAGGAGCGAGGAGAGCUGGCGGUGAAAGAGGCUAAAGCUCGAAUCCGAGACCUGGAGGACGCUCUGCAGAGAGCCAAGCAGGACAUGGCCCGGCAGCUGAGGGAGUACCAGGACUUGAUGAACCUGAAACUGGCUCUGGACAUCGAGAUCGCCACCUACAGGAAGCUGUUGGAGGGAGAGGAGGACAGACUCGGGCAGCAGUCCAUCCUGAACAUCCAGGCCGUCUCCAGCCCCGUUCCUAAAUACAGUAACGGCUACCAAAGCAGCAGCAGCAGCAGCAGCUCUCCGGCUCCGAAGCUGCUCAUCAAAACCAUCGAGACCAGAGAUAACUCCAGAUACAGCUCCCACUGAUUCCCAUGCAGAAAUCAGCAACUUUUAUAUAAAAUAUCUGAUAUUUAGCUCAUAUAAACUUAGAAAUAGAACUGGGAAGCAUGGUUUGUUAUGGUAUGUUUUAGUAGCACAACAACAAUUUAGGGCAACUAUUACUUAAAUUUAACUCAGUAAUAUAUGAAGAAUAUAUACAGGAGAUAAACUUAGAGUGUAAUGACAGUCAGCUCCUUGGUAAAUGAAUUCAUCUAAUAAUCAUCUUUAGGCAGAAGUGUAAUCAUGGAUUUGACUGAAUUUAUUUUAAUUAUCUGGUAAUUCACAAAUAAAAAUAAUUUUUACAGGUGAGUUGUGCUUUUUUCUUAAAUACAUAGAUAAAAUGUUAGAGAUAUUUAAUUUGGAAACAGGGUGGUAUUAUCACUGAUUUAAUUCAAUAAAUGGAGUUAUUUGAUAAGAAAACAGAUGAUUUCUUCCUAUAAUCUGAUGUAAGGGAACAUUAUUUGAGACAAUAAAUAAAAUCUAAGAA
Molecule: messenger RNA, 1951 nt
Organism: Xiphophorus couchianus (Monterrey platyfish)
Lineage: Eukaryota; Metazoa; Chordata; Actinopteri; Cyprinodontiformes; Poeciliidae
Product: intermediate filament protein ON3-like
Exons: 10
Coding region: 100-1452 (450 amino acids)
Biological process (GO): keratinization; intermediate filament organization
Cellular component (GO): keratin filament
Molecular function (GO): structural constituent of skin epidermis
Source: RefSeq, a predicted model, not a curated record